Messenger RNA from Loa loa (African eye worm), 1234 nucleotides. Its product is annotated as L-lactate dehydrogenase. The transcript has 8 exons. NCBI's taxonomy places the organism in Eukaryota, Metazoa, Nematoda, Chromadorea, Rhabditida, Onchocercidae. Bases 8 to 1012 code for a protein of 334 amino acids. Gene Ontology annotation, molecular function: L-lactate dehydrogenase (NAD+) activity. The record is from RefSeq and is a predicted model, not a curated record. Gene Ontology annotation, cellular component: cytoplasm. Gene Ontology annotation, biological process: carboxylic acid metabolic process.
UUUCAGGAUGAGCGAAACAACUGCAGCACUCUUCAAGGAGAUCGUCCCAGCGCAUCGCACCCCGCAUUCUAAGAUCACUGUGGUUGGUGUGGGCCAAGUUGGCAUGGCUUGUGCUGUUAGCAUUAUGCAGAAGAAUAUCGUGAGUGAACUAUGCUUGGUGGAUGUUGUGGCGGACAAAUUAAAGGGCGAAAUGAUGGAUUUGCAACAUGGAGUCCCAUUCAUGAGUCCAUGUAUUAUCCGUGCCUCCGUCGAUUAUGAAAUCACCAAGGGCUCGAAACUUUGUGUAGUAACAGCAGGUGUUCGUCAGCGUGAAGGCGAAAGUCGUCUCUCAUUAGUACAACGUAAUGUAGAAAUUUUCAAGGGCAUCAUUCCUAAACUGGUUGCUAAUUCUCCGGAUACUAUGCUACUGAUUGUCUCCAAUCCAGUCGAUGUGCUCACCUAUGUUGCAUGGAAAAUUUCUGGGCUACCACCACAUCGUGUAUUCGGUAGUGGAACAAACCUUGAUUCUGCCCGUUUCCGUUUUCUGCUUUCCGAGAAACUCGGGAUUGCAGCAACCAGUUGCCACGGAUGGAUUAUCGGUGAACAUGGCGAUUCGAGCGUCCCGGUUUGGUCUGGUGUUAAUGUGGCAGGUGUUGCACUGCGUGACGUGAAACCGGACAUUGGCAAGAGCGCUGAUUCAGAUAAAUGGCACGAAGAAAUCCACAAAGGAGUCGUUUCAGCUGCUUACGAGAUCAUAAAGCUAAAAGGUUAUACUUCCUGGGCCAUUGGUAUGUCAACGGCUGCCAUUGCCACGAUUGCUCUUCGUAAUACGCGUUCUGUUUGUGCUCUUUCGGUCAACGUUAAGGGUUUACAUGGUAUCGAUCAAGACGUUUACUUGUCGCUUCCAGUCGUUCUUGGUGAGAAUGGCAUCACUCAUAUUGUAAAGCAGAAUUUGAAUGAAACGGAGAUAAAGCAGCUUCAAAAAUCUGCCGCGCAGCUGUAUGAGGUGCAAUGCGGUAUCAAAGGUCUUUGAGGAGAACAGGAGACAAGAUUUUGCGAUAGUCAAACCUGACAUUCAUAUUUUCUGUAAUUGGUCUUGAUGAAAGUAAAUUUAAAAAAAAAUCAACACUUACCAAAAUGAUUUAACUUAAAUUUAAUUUUUCGUUCUGUACCGUCCAUUCAUUUCGCACGCUGGAUGUUUCUGGCGAAAUUGAAAUUAGCAGAAUUCAAAGGCUUUAUUCUCCAUAUUGCUCUC